AUGGCUGUGUCCAGGAAGAAAGCUGCACCGAUGUUUAUUAAUGAUACACUUGAGGCCCUCAUCCAUGGAGUCUGCCGGCACCUGAUGUCCUCUACACCAGGAAUGGCUCCAGGACGCAAGGUUGGGAGAUGGAAUGUCAUUCUAUUAUGGUAUGGCAGGUCAGUUCGGCUGAGUGGAAUGUACAUCCUGUGGUAUGUGGGAAGUCAUGGAUGCACCACAUCUCCUAGACGAACACAUCCACAGGAAGCGUUAGUAGCUGCAGAAGCUUGUGUUCUAAAACCCGGAGCUCAAAAGUUUUCAAACCAACAGGUCGCGAAGCGAAAUACAAUAGACUGGGGAAAGAUCUUCGACACUGAGCAGUACCAUACGGUGAUGGACUUUGUUUGUCUGGACUCUGAGCCCGGCCAGUGGAAUCAAUCGGCAGAGGAGAGUAUGUGGGACGGUAUCAACUCCAGCUCCGGGCAGCCCAGCAAUAAGUCCUCGGUGAAUGAAUGUGUGUCGGUGUCUGUGGUCUUCCCAGUCAUCAUGAUGAUCACUGGCAUCGUGGGCAAUACUCUCGCCUUGCUGCUGGUGUAUAAGUCGUAUCAUAAGAAGGAAAAUAAGAAGAAGAAGCCCUUCCUGCUGAUUAUUGGAGCUCUGGCUCUGACCGACCUGACUGGCAAACUGCUCAUUAGCCCUGUCGUUAUUUCAGUCUAUCUGACCAACAGGCAAUGGAGCAGAGUGGACCCAUCCGGCAACUUGUGCGCCUUCUUUGGGGUCUGUAUGACUACGUUUGGCCUUUGCCCCUUGUUUUUGGCCAGUGCUAUGGCAAUUGAAAGGACCUUGGCUAUCCACGCUCCCCAAUACUACUCCAACCAUAUGACGACCAGGCUCACCAAACUGGUGGUGCUUUCUAUCUGGUUCGGCGUGGUGAUCUUCGCCUUGCUGCCCAUUGUUGGGGUUGGGAAGUACACUUUGCAAUGGCCGGGUACCUGGUGCUUCAUCAACACUGGCAAGCACAUCUUAGGCAACACCAUUUUUGCUUCAACCUUCACCGUGUUGGGUAUCACCUCUUUGCUGGUCACAUUGAGCUGCAACGUCGCAACUAUCCGCGGACUGGUGGUUCGCUGUAAGAAAAAACUGACCGCCAAUAAGCAAUGGGAAAGGAUCACAGUGGAAACGCUCACACAGCUGUUGGGGAUUAUGUGCGUGCUCUGUGUUUGCUGGUCCCCUCUGCUGGCACUGAUGUUGAAAAUGAUCUACACUGAAAGUUCUUCGGAUCACUGCUACACACCUCCUCCAGCCAAGUCCUCGUCCCUAAACACUGAGCUGCAAACUGAUUGCAAUUUUCUCCUCAUAGCCAUUAGACUGGCAUCCUUAAAUCAGAUUCUUGAUCCCUGGGUUUACUUAUUGUUCAGAGAAAUCCUGUUAAGGAAAGUAUGUCAGGUAGCCAAUGCUGUGACUAAUUGCUCAGUAGAGGGGUUCAAGGAGAUUCCUGUAACAGUGGAAGCUAGGGACCAUUUGAAAGAACAAACAACAUAA
This is a messenger RNA of Carcharodon carcharias (great white shark), 1521 nucleotides long. RefSeq names its product prostaglandin E receptor 3 (subtype EP3) (gene ptger3). Gene Ontology annotation, molecular function: prostaglandin E receptor activity. Gene Ontology annotation, biological process: adenylate cyclase-activating G protein-coupled receptor signaling pathway; negative regulation of gastric acid secretion; intestine smooth muscle contraction. NCBI's taxonomy places the organism in Eukaryota, Metazoa, Chordata, Chondrichthyes, Lamniformes, Lamnidae. Gene Ontology annotation, cellular component: plasma membrane. The record is from RefSeq and is a predicted model, not a curated record. Bases 1 to 1521 code for a protein of 506 amino acids. The transcript has 4 exons.